GGGAGACUGAGCCCGUGUAAUGAAUGCAGUCACGUCCCAAUUCUUCGCUGAUGAUGCAUUCUGCUUUCUUCGGUCCGUUGUGCACGGCGAGCUCAGAUGCCAUCUGGUCGGGACUACCAAGGCGGCUUCGUCUUUGUGAACGGUGAUGGCUCUACACCGAAAGAUCUCGCCUACCGAGACAAAGUAAGGCGCCAGGUCUCUGAUUACCGACGCUGGAAGAAGAGACAAAGAACUCGGCAAUUGCUCGAAUCAUCCAAGUUCCUCGAGAAUGUCCCUCAAGAUGACACGGACGAUUCUCCACCUGAGUCAUCUUCCACCCAAAGGCCCAUCCUGCCUCCAUUAUCAAGCAGUCCAGUCAGAUUGAUGGGAUUGAGCAAGAUCCCACGUCUGCUAGAGAUCCUCCUUCACAAUGGGAACUCCGAUCCUUUUGAUGCGCUUCCAGAACAGGUUACAGCAACCGUCAAUGACCUGCUUGCGUUCGAGCGAGACUGUGUCUACCCAGCUAUCAAGAAGAUGGAGCACCACAUCACACCCAGGGAGACCACCUUCUCGAGCACGUGGUACGUCGAGACUAAGGCCUAUUUGUACGAUAGCAUGGCCGUACACAGUUAUCUCUCUCGAAUCGCUACCAACAUGUACAUGGUCACAGGAGCAUCGCCGUAUCUUGACGCGGCGCAUGAAUUCAGGUACAAGGGUGUCACCGCCCUCCGCAAGUACCUUGACAGCACACCAAACAUCGACGUGCUGCGACUGUACAGGGGUCUCUUGAUCCUGCUAUUCGCGGACAGUGUCCUAGGGGAUAGGCAUGCUAUGGAUGUUCACGUCGCAAUCUUAAAGGACAUCUUCAACUCUCACUAUCAUACCUUAACAGUUGAGCCUUCUUUCAAUCUCCACCAUUUCAUCAGCAUAAUCUACCACGACGUCCAAAAUGCUGUUAUGGGCCUCUCACGUAUUUCGUUCGACUUGGAGCCUAAGGGGUGGGUGGUUGGCCAAUUCGCGCCUCUUUGGAACAUGGUAUCAGCGACUCUAGGCCCACACAUAAUUCACAGAGUUCGACAUGUGGAUUCGUCUCUCAGUCGCGGCUUGCAAGCCCUGUUUCUUGACGUCCAAGAGAUCAUCGACAUCAUUGUCACGAUACGCCGAGUUCCCUCAUUGAUCGGCUGUUUUACUUGGUUUCAUGCCAUAUCGAAGAUCACAUUGGCCGUGGGAAGGCUGAUGACCUAUUACGCGGACCUGGAUGCCAACAAGGUUCUCUCCUCGGAUGUGGACCAUACAACUCCAGAACCACUCUGGCUUGCUAAGCUGGGAGAGGCCGCUGCUGCCUUGUGUGCCGUGUACUGGGUACGCGAAAUCGGCGGCAUCGAAAGCGUGUAUCUCUCACAUGAUAUGAGGAUGUUCACAGCCAAUCCGAUUAUCAUGGCGAAGCUUCGAACGAUCCUCGAGCACAUGUACGCCCUCUUUGGAUCCUACAGCAAUUCCCGAGAGAGAUACCAUCCUCAACUGCUAGUCUGGGUCUUGUGGACAGGCGCAACAGCAGAAAAAUCCAUGCAAACAUCAGUCGAGCCAGCCUACCCAGGCCCGAAGAGGCCUGAUGAUACAAACUGGUUUACACGGCGGUUCUGCUCUCUGACGGAGCAAGUGAGAUUGACCUCAUGGCCAGAGUGCCGCGAUAUGCUCGAGCGUUUCCUGUCGCUUCGGGGCCUCGACCGGAUUGGAGACAACGACUGGUGCAUAGAACAUUUCGGAGCCUCAAAGAGUGAAAAGGCUAUCAAGCAGUAAUGUAUGGGCUGACACGCGAAGUGCACAAGAUGCUGCCUUGAACAAGCGUGCGAUGAGACUGGGCUCGCGGCCAUCCAGUUUAGAGGUUCACGUUGGCGGCGAGCCAUGGUACAGCUGUAGGAGAAUUGGGAGAGAAAAACAAUAGCAGUACAAUUUCCGUUUCAGCAAACACUUGCCAAAGAAGCCUCAAUUUUCG
Molecule: messenger RNA, 1975 nt
Organism: Exophiala xenobiotica
Lineage: Eukaryota; Fungi; Ascomycota; Eurotiomycetes; Chaetothyriales; Herpotrichiellaceae
Exons: 1
Coding region: 97-1779 (560 amino acids)
Source: RefSeq, a predicted model, not a curated record